UUGGGACACUACUUUUGGUUUGGUAUUCACUCUUUAAUUUGAUUAGCUUAUAAACACUAACAUAUCCUCCUUUCAUUUUCCCCAACUUUAAAAAACCGCCAUGAAAAAAGCUUUGCUUUCAGCUUAUUAAUAACGAGAAAGUAAAGCAAAAAUAAUAUAAGACCAAAACUCCCCAUAUACUAAACUUUCUGAAACUCAGAGAAAAAUGAUGAUGCCUCCAACAAUGGGGGAGAUGUGGACGACGAUGGGUUCGAGCAUAGCCAGCUUCAUGUUCAUCUGGGCAAUCGUUCGCCAGUACUGCCCUUAUGAAAUCCGACGAUUUCUCGAGAAAUGCACUCACCGAGUCACCGGCCACUUCUACCCUUACAUCACUAUCUCAUUCCACGAAUUCACCGGCGACCGGCUCAAGCGGAGCGAGGCUUAUUCCGCCAUAGAAGCUUACUUGAGCUCCAACACAUCUAAAAGCGCCAAGCGACUCAAGGCCGAGAUGGGAAAAGACAGCACUAACCUCGUACUGAGUAUGGACGAGUUCGAGCGAGUCACGGACGAGUUCAAAGGGGCCAAAGUUUGGUGGGUUUUGAGCAAAACGGUUUCUCCAAUAAGGACAGGAAUGUCAAUGUCUUAUUGCCCCGAACAGGAGAAGCGUUUUUACAAGGUGAGUUUUCACAAAAGGUACAGAGAUUUAAUUACUGAUUCUUAUUUGGAUCAUGUGAUUAGAGAAGGUAAAGAGAUUAGAGUCAAGAACAGACAGAGGAAGCUUUAUACUAACAGUCCUGGUUAUAAAUGGUCAAGUUUUAAGCAAACUAUGUGGAGUCAUAUUGUGUUUGAGCACCCUGCAACUUUUGAGACCAUGGCAUUGGAGCCAGAGAAGAAGAAAGAGAUUAUUAAUGAUCUGUUGACUUUUAGUCAAAGCAAAGAUUUCUAUGCUAGGAUUGGGAAAGCUUGGAAAAGAGGGUAUUUGCUUUAUGGUCCUCCUGGAACAGGGAAAUCAACUAUGAUUGCUUGCAUGGCCAAUUUGUUGAGUUAUGAUGUUUAUGAUCUUGAGUUGACUGCUGUUAAGGAUAACACUGAGCUUAGGAAGCUUUUGAUUGAGACUACUGGUAAGUCUAUUAUAGUGAUUGAGGAUAUUGAUUGUUCUCUUGAUCUUACUGGUCAGAGAAAGAAGAAAGGUGAGCAAAUUUCAGGGGAGAAUUAUGAGAGAGGUAAGGAAAGGAAAGAAGCUUAUAAUAAUGAUCAAGAAGGGAAUAAUAAUAAUAAUAAUAACAAUGGUGGCAAUGGUAAUAGUAGUAAAGUUACUCUUUCUGGUCUUUUGAAUUUCAUUGAUGGACUUUGGUCAGCUUGUGGGGGUGAGAGGUUGGUUGUUUUUACUACUAAUUAUGUAGAAAAGUUGGACCCUGCUUUGAUAAGGAGGGGUAGAAUGGACAAGCAUAUUGAGCUUUCUUAUUGUAGCUUUGAAGGGUUCAAAGUUCUUGCUAAGAACUAUUUGAAACUUGAAAACCAUCAAAUGUUUGAUAAAAUUCAGAGUUUGAUUAAGGAAACUAAGAUUACACCAGCUGAUGUUGCUGAGAAUCUCAUGCCGAAAUCGCCUACUGAUGAUCCCAAGAGAUGUCUUUGUAACUUGAUUCAAGCUCUUCAGGAGGCUAAGGAAGAGGAGGACAUUGCAGCCACAGAAGAAGAAUUGAAAUAAAAAAUAAAGCAAUCAAGGAAGAAGAAGGCACAAGUUCAAUUGAAGGAUAGUGAAAACAUAUGUAAUGUAGGGGAAUAGUCUUACUAUUAAGAGAAUUUUCUUAGAGCUGGUCAUCAUCUAUGGUACUUUGCUAUGAAACGGUUCUGGUUGAUUAUUAAUCUUGAAUACCAUUAUAACUAAAAUAAAAUAACCCUCUUAGUGAUACUAUUCCUUCUUCUUAUAUCUUUAAAUUAUAAAUUGAAGCAUGUAUACCUACAACCCGGUUUGGUCGUUAUUUUAUGUUGUUUAUUUUAUAAUAUCUUAAUACUUGUAAUUAUGACCCAUAAUGAAGUAGUUUAUUUCAUCUUC
This is a messenger RNA of Cannabis sativa, 2035 nucleotides long. RefSeq names its product AAA-ATPase ASD, mitochondrial. Lineage: Eukaryota; Viridiplantae; Streptophyta; Magnoliopsida; Rosales; Cannabaceae. Gene Ontology annotation, molecular function: ATP binding; ATP hydrolysis activity. The transcript has a single exon. The coding region runs from base 206 to 1687 and encodes 493 amino acids. The record is from RefSeq and is a predicted model, not a curated record.